Molecule: messenger RNA, 3334 nt
Organism: Mustela lutreola (European mink)
Lineage: Eukaryota; Metazoa; Chordata; Mammalia; Carnivora; Mustelidae
Gene: DSG1
Product: desmoglein 1
Exons: 16
Coding region: 178-3288 (1036 amino acids)
Biological process (GO): homophilic cell-cell adhesion
Cellular component (GO): plasma membrane; desmosome
Molecular function (GO): calcium ion binding; gamma-catenin binding
Source: RefSeq, a predicted model, not a curated record
GGUUAUACGUAGCUUCAGUUCUUCUCCCAGAGAAGGCAGAAACACCUCAAAGCCUGCAUGUAGGAACAUCUACUGAGAAAUUAUUUUAAUCAGACACCACCUGAGCAGGGGAAAGAAAAAGAACAGAGAAGAACAAACAAAACUCCCUCGGUCUUGGAUGUAAGGAACCCAGCUGCAAUGGACUGGCACUCUAUCAGAGCCGCGGUGCUGUUAAUUUUUCUGGUGGUGGUGGAAGUUAACAGUGAAUUUCGAAUCCAGGUAAGAGAUUACAACACCAAAAAUGGCACCAUCAAGUGGCAUUCAAUCAGGAGGCAAAAACGUGAAUGGAUCAAGUUUGCUGCAGCCUGUCGUGAAGGUGAAGACAAUUCGAAGAGGAACCCAAUUGCCAAAAUUCACUCAGAUUGUGCUGCAAACCAGCAAGUUACAUACCGCAUCUCCGGAGUAGGAAUUGAUCAGCCACCUUAUGGAAUCUUCGUCAUUAAUCAAAAAACUGGUGAAAUUAAUAUUACAUCCAUAGUUGAUCGAGAGGUCACCCCGUUUUUCAUUAUCUAUUGCCGGGCUCUGAAUUCACUGGGUCAAGAUUUAGAGAGGCCUCUUGAGCUCAGAGUCAGAGUUUUGGAUAUAAAUGACAACCCUCCAGUAUUUUCUAUGUCUACUUUUGUAGGACAAAUAGAAGAAAAUUCUAAUGCAAAUACGCUGGUGAUGAUACUCAAUGCUACUGAUGCAGAUGAACCUAAUAAUUUGAACUCAAAAAUAGCCUUCAAGAUCAUAAGACAGGAACCUUCUGAUUCACCAAUGUUUAUUAUUAACAGAAACACUGGAGAAAUUCGAACAAUGAAUAAUUUUCUAGACAGAGAGCAAUACAGCCAGUAUUCCCUUGCUGUGAGAGGCUCUGACCGAGAUGGUGGGGCAGACGGCAUGUCAGCAGAGUGUGAAUGCAACAUUAGAAUCCUUGAUGUUAAUGAUAACAUCCCAUACAUGGAACAGCCCUCCUAUUCCACUAGUAUUGAAGAAAAUGCCCUCCACUCAAAUUUGCUCCAGAUUAGAGUAAUCGAUUUGGAUGAAGAGUACUCAGCUAACUGGGUGGCAGUGAUUUUCUUUAUCUCCGGAAAUGAGGGAGGUUGGUUUGACAUAGAAAUGAAUGAAAGGACAAAUGUGGGAAUUUUAAAGGUUAUUAAGCCCCUAGAUUACGAAGCUAUGCAGACGAUGCAACUAAGUCUCGGUGUCAGAAAUAAAGCUGAAUUUCACUCUUCAAUUAUGUCUCAGUAUAAACUCACAGCAACAGCAGUCACUGUGGCUGUGUCAAAUGUAAUUGAAGGUUCGGUGUUCCGUCCAGGUUCAAAGACAUAUGUGGUAACUAGUAACAUGGGACAGAAUUAUAAAGUGGGAGACUUUAUAGCCACUGAUCUGGACACAGGUAGUGCUUCAACAACUGUUAGAUAUGUAAUGGGAAAUAAUCCAGCUAACCUACUUGAUGUUGACUCAAAAACAGGCAUAAUUAUUUUGAGAAACAGAGUUACCUGGGAACAAUAUAAAAUGCUUGGGGGAAAAUACCAAGGAACAAUUUUAUCUAUAGAUGAUAAUCUUCAAAGAACUUGUACUGGAACCAUUAAUAUUGACCUUCAAGGUUCUGGCUGGGCUGAAAAUGAAAAGGAUAUUAAUAGUGGUACCAAUUCCGGAACUAGAGGCGGUGAAACCAGUACUAACUAUGGCACUGGGACCCAGACAAUGGAAGGUGGUGAAGGUGUAGGAGCAAAUCUCUCAGAUAAUGUCCAUUUUGGUCCUGCCGGCAUUGGACUGCUCAUCAUGGGAUUCUUGGUUCUAGGACUGGUCCCAUUUUUGUUGAUGUGCUGUGAAUGUGGAGGUGCCCCUGGCGGGGGAGCUGGCUUUGAACCUGUCCCUGAAUGUUCAGAAGGAGCACUUCACACAUGGGCAGUAGAAGGCCCACAGUUGCCUCCUGUAAGUGACACUGUGUGUGUACCACCCAUCUCACCUCCUGGGGCAAAUCUAAUUGAAUGCAUUGACACUUCAGGGGUUUACACGAAUGAGUAUGGUGGCAGAGAAAUGCAAGAUCUGGGAGGAGGAGAAAGAACAACAGGAUUUGAACUAACCGAAGGAGUUAAAACUUCAGGAGUACCUGAGAUAUGUCAAGAAUAUUCUGGAACAUUAAGAAGAAAUUCUAUGAGAGAAUGUAGAGAAGGAGGUCUGAAUAUGAACUUCAUGGAAAGCUACUUCUGUCAGAAAGCAUAUGCUUAUGCAGAUGAAGAUGAAGGACGCCCAUCCAAUGACUGUUUGCUCAUAUAUGACAUUGAAGGUGUAGGUUCCCCUGCUGGCUCUGUGGGUUGUUGUAGCUUCAUUGGAGAAGACUUGGAUGACAGCUUUUUGGAUACACUGGGGCCUAAAUUUAAGAAGUUGGCAGAUAUCAGCCUAGGAAAAGAAGUUGAACCAUAUCCAGACCCUGAUCCUUCUUGGCCACCUGAAGGCACUGAACCGAUCUGCCCUCAGCAGGGAACAGACCCCAUCACUGGUGGACAUCCACCCAUCUCCCCACAUUUUGGCGCCACCACAGUCAUUUCUGAGAGUACCUACCCCUCUGGACCUGGUGUACAGCAUCCUAUGCCCAUUCCUGAUCCUCUGGGCUAUGGUAAUGUUACUGUGACCGAGUCUUACACCACCUCUGGCACUCUGAAGCCCUCUGUCCAUAUUCAUGAUAAUCGACAUGCAUCAAAUGUAGUGGUGACCGAGAGGGUGGUCGGCCCAAUCUCUGGCACUGAUUUGCAUGGAAUGUUGGAGAUGCCUGACUUGAGAGAUGGGUCAAACAUUAUAGUGACAGAAAGGGUAAUAGCACCAAGUUCAAGUCUACCCACCUCUUUGACCAUGCCUGAUCCUAGAGAGUCAUCAAAUGUGGUAGUGACAGAAAGAGUAAUCCGACCAGCUUCUGGCAUGAUGGGCAAUCUAAGUAUACACCCUGAGUUAUCAAAUACCCAAAAUGUGAUUGUGACAGAGAGGGUUGUUUCUGGCUCUGCCAUAAGUGGAAUUAGUGGCCCAGCUGGGAUGACUGGAGGCAGUGGCCUGGUUGGCAGUGUAGCUGGAGGAAGUGGUGGUGGCAUUGGGUUGAGCAGCCUGGGAGGAGGUGGGGGCCUGAGUAGCAGCAUGGGGGGCACAGCCACCAUUGGCCACAUGAGGAGCUCCUCUGACCAUCACUUUAGCCAGACCCUUGGAUCUGCCUCCCCUAGUACUGCCAGAAGUCGAAUCACGAAGUACAGUACGGUACAAUAUACGAAGUAGCCAGGAUCCCAGCACACUUGUUCUCAGCUGUGGUGAUUCAGCUUCA